AUGAUGGAGCCAGAAAUACACCAAUUCGGCGAGCAUGAUCUUCAGAAUGUCCUGGUGUGGAUGCCGCCACAACAACGUGCAGCUGAAUAUUUGUUCUGGAUUGUCUUGAUUCAUGGAGGAGCAUGGAGAGAUCCAAUGAUCACGGCUCGUACCUUUGCAGACCCGGUAGUCUCAAAGUUGCUGUCAAAUCCUGCAGCGGAUUUGAAAAUCCCAGGCAAUAAAACCGUCGCAAUUGCCUCGUUGUCUUACCGACUUUCACCUCACCCCUCGUAUCCACAAGACCCAGAUGCUAGUCCACGAAACGCCAUCCACCCUGAUCAUCUCGACGACGUCUGCACAGGCAUUGACGUGCUCCGGCGGGUCUACGGUCUUAGCAGCAACAACUAUGUCUUGGUGGGCCAUUCGUGCGGAGCCACUCUGGCUUUUCAAGCGUGGAAGCGACAUAUCGACACAGGGUUUCCCCUGGCACCUGGAGCACUGGUUGGACUGGCGGGUAUCUACGAUAUCAAAGCACUGCUGAGGAAUCACAGUACCGGCCCAUUUGCAGAUAUAUAUGAGUCCUUUAUUAGGGGGGCUUUCGGCGACGAUGAGAAGGUAUGGGUUGAGGCAUCUCCGUCCCGCUUUGCGCUCCACGGUAUGGACUUUCCGCGAACCAUUCUUCUCGCGGUGGCGGACAGGGAUGAACUUGUUGAGCCAGAACAGCGGACAAUCAUGAAAGGAACUCUGCUAGGGAAUGAAACACUCGAGUCGAUGAAGUCCGACAUUGGGAAUGGUAACGUGCGGUACUCGGAGGUGUCGGUUCCGGGUGGACACGACGAGAUGUGGGAGAAGGGUGAGAAUAUGGUGUUAGUCGUUGACAGAUUGCUGAAUGUUCUCUCCGAGGUGUAG
Molecule: messenger RNA, 888 nt
Organism: Exophiala spinifera
Lineage: Eukaryota; Fungi; Ascomycota; Eurotiomycetes; Chaetothyriales; Herpotrichiellaceae
Exons: 2
Coding region: 1-888 (295 amino acids)
Molecular function (GO): arylformamidase activity
Source: RefSeq, a predicted model, not a curated record